GCUAAAGGCAUUGUUAUUGUUAUUCUCACAACAAGACACCACCGUGUGCAAAAGGGUCGGUUUAGACCGGUUUAGGCAGCUUCCAAAGGUUGUUCGCUCUCAAAAAGACUCAGAAACAGCCAUACACUGCUACACUGACCGCUAACUCGCCAUGAUCGUCCGUAACACCGUAGAUGUUCCGAUAGCCCCCGUGCCAAACACCUCAGUCCUUCGGGGGAAAGAGCUGGUGUCCCCGGCGGAUGAGAUGGGCUACACGGCGUACGAGAUCGUUCUGACUCGGGACCAGAACGAAGUCGAGCUGCACCCUGGUGAAUGUUUGGCCAGUAACCACAUGUACUACUGUAUCUCCGGUAGGGGGCGCUGUAGUCUGGAGGACGGGAGGGAGUUUAAAGUCACUCCGGACUUCUUCAUGGCGUUUUCGUCGGCUGUUAAGUGCAAGGUUACAGUGACCUCGGAUGACCCCAUGAGGCUGUACUGUCUCUACUGCCAAGACGACAACCCCUCGAAAGACGGAGUGGUUGUUCGGUCACUCUCGGAGAUCAUCGGAACCGAUCGGGAUGUCGACUUCGGGAGCGGCCACAGCCGAAGAUUCCUGCUUAGAGAUGACAGUUUUCCGAUCACGGUGACCAACACGACCAUCAUGAUGGGAGACGAUACAGAAAAGGGAGUCCCCAUGUGGUACAAACACCACAAAGAAGCCUGCUACUAUAUCAGUGGAAACGGCAAAUACGUGUGGGAGGAAGGGAAAGAAGAAGCGGAGUUCCAUCCCAAGGGUACGGCUUUCUUGAUGAACAAGAACGACCCGCACUACGCAAUGCCUACAGGGGAGGCCAUCACGAUCUGUGCGUUCUUUCCCGCCUUGGUUGGGAACGAGAAGCACGUCUUCAGUGGCGGUUAUUCCGUAUAUGGUGCUUCAUAGGCAGCCUGCCAUGGGAACGAGUUACCACAGCAAGUGGCGCCAAUAUGUCGGUGAUCUAUCCAAAAUGUGCUUCAAUGCCGACCGCUCUAAGCCACAGCGCAUCCUGGCUAUCCCGGACGCCCUCCUUUGUCGCCGUCAGUCAUGGUGAUUGACAGGACCGCAAGCGAUGAUUGUUUACGCCCACUGGUUCCCAUAUUUCGUUCAACCCUUUUUACAGCUUGACAUCAUUAAAAGCUUUCUAGUGACUAAUAACAAAGUAAUGACAUUGACAACAUUGCACAAAUCAUUACAUGUCCUCGUAAGCAAAUUUACGCAGUUUCUGAAUGCACUCCUGUCGAAGGAGGCCGACAUCUGUCUUCUCCUGUGCAGGGUGUGUUUUCUUCGUUUGGUUUGCUGAAUUUCAGCUUCUGGUUUUGUUUCGAACUAUCGAAUCGAAGAUAGCGAUACUACGGCAACAUGGUAGUGUUCUUUUUCUUCUCAGGCAUUAUUCAUAAUAAAGCUAUAUAUCAAUACA
This is a messenger RNA of Branchiostoma floridae (Florida lancelet), 1433 nucleotides long. RefSeq lists its product as uncharacterized. The coding region runs from base 152 to 919 and encodes 255 amino acids. Lineage: Eukaryota; Metazoa; Chordata; Leptocardii; Amphioxiformes; Branchiostomatidae. Gene Ontology annotation, biological process: ectoine biosynthetic process. The record is from RefSeq and is a predicted model, not a curated record. The transcript is spliced from 4 exons. Gene Ontology annotation, molecular function: ectoine synthase activity.